GUCUAAUAAGUAUUUGUAUCACACAGCGAAGGUAACACACAAAAACAUUAUUUUCUAAAAGCUAAAACAAACAAUUUAAAUACAGUUAGGCUCACUGUAAAAGGAAACUUACCGUAACGUCCGUAGUCCGUAAGUAGGACGUAAGCAAAAAAGGCAUUCUGGCGAUUUGUGGCUUAUUCCAACAUGAAAUUACGUAUUCUGUAGCAAAGUAAACAUUAAAUCAGAUGGGCAAAAAGAAAGGUAACCAGAGUGGAGCACAUCUGCAAAAGAAAGAUGUUUACCAGCGUCUGAAUUAUUUGUACCAGGCUGCACACUUUGCUAUCAGCAUGCAACCGAUGAACAAAGAGCUUUCGAAAUAUUACACUCGCACAAUGAAAACACUGGCCCAAAAAAACGUUGUUCGAUUACAUCCACAUGUGAAGCGCACAAUAUGUAAACACUGUGACUUACUGCUUAUACCUGGUGUUACAUGCACAUCUAGGAACAAAGGAAAACCAAAGCAGACUGUUGUGACUUGCCAGGGUUGUGGCACUUUCAGAAGAUACUUGCUCAACAUAGACAGCAAACUGUGGCACGACAAGCCGGAAAACAUUGCAAAUGUUGUGAUGUGCAAUAAAAGUUGAUACUGUACCAUGGGCACUAAACCUGGGGUGCCAGGGAAGGCAGUUCUAAGCCAGAAUUUUGUGCACUGCAUUAAUUAGUAAACAUUACAACCUAUGAUAUAUUUUUCCAGAAAAUGCAUGUCUUAACUAAACCUGGCUUCUGUUCAUUUAAAUAAACUUUGUAUGCAACACUUUUUUAUGCUAUUGUGUUUGUCUUUUA
Messenger RNA from Ciona intestinalis (vase tunicate), 822 nucleotides. RefSeq names its product ribonuclease P protein subunit p21. NCBI's taxonomy places the organism in Eukaryota, Metazoa, Chordata, Ascidiacea, Phlebobranchia, Cionidae. The record is from RefSeq and is a predicted model, not a curated record. Gene Ontology annotation, cellular component: nucleolar ribonuclease P complex. Gene Ontology annotation, biological process: tRNA processing.